Messenger RNA from Cuscuta campestris, 1218 nucleotides. NCBI's taxonomy places the organism in Eukaryota, Viridiplantae, Streptophyta, Magnoliopsida, Solanales, Convolvulaceae. The record is from the annotation of a GenBank genome assembly.
UUACGUAUUUCUAAUUCUAAUACCCGUACUAGUAUUUUUUUAAAAAUAAAUAUGAAUAAAUGGGAUGAAUGGAGUAACAGGGGAGAAAAAUAUCCUUUCCAUCUACCCAAUUGAUCAUCAAUCUAUCCAUGAGUCUUUUGGAGUUUUUUUUCCCUUGGGUUGAAUAGUUCGAUUAUCCGAUAGGUAGGGGUACUUGUUUCAAGGGCAGUUUUAAUUCUAAAGACUUUUUGAGGCUUCCAAAUAGUAAAGGAGCGGCGAAUUCACAGAACAAAGCUCAAGCUUUCUGGUACCAGCCAGCUAUGCCGAUCAAAUGGGUUUUGCACUGGCAGCCAAAUGCUGGCACAACAGUUAACACCCAAAUACUGAGUGAGGUUUCACAGUGUGUUGAAAGCAUCAAUGGAGCCAAAGAUGGAAGGUGGAAAACUACUCUCAGCUUCUACAAGCCUAUACUCAGAGACCAAGCUAAUGCCAAUGAGUUUCCACGUGACUUUUUGGGGAUUUCACUUCACGAGCAGCCUGACAAGUAUUACUUUGUGCUUAGAGGGCAGCGCCUAAUUAUGGAAGCAGAAUCAUCAAUUCAGACCACAAUGGAGAAGCUCCAGUCGUAUAAGACUAGAGUUGCGCUCAACUUCGAGGGGCUUCAAUACCAACUAGGUGACUUCCGGCUGCGAGUGGGAAAAGUUCUCCCAGUUCACACUGAAACAUUGAGAGGAAUAGUGAUGGAGAUGGAGUACCUCCCCAUUUCUUCAUGGGAAACAUCACACGCGAUCAUGGGCGAGUUCUUUGAUAUCUGGAAGGAGGCUGUCUCCAAGAGAUCAUUGCCGGGCCAUUUUAUGCACAUUGAACCGAACUUCACAGAGUUCGGCCUUGCAGACCAGUACUCCUCUCAACACACAGCCGUUCAGUAUGCUUGUAUCAUGGCUCAAAUGAUAGCCACGUCUCAAUCCGCGCAGGCAAUGAGAAGUUAAGCACACCACAGUCCUCUCAUCUCCUUAGGGUAAGUGUGUUUGCACAUUUUGAACCUAAACAUUCUGUUUCUAAAAAAUUCUUCCAUUUGGGUGUGGAUUCUCUUUGAAGAGUUUGUUCCAGAUUGAGUAUAUUUAAAUGAGGUGCAGUUUUUAUACUUUUAGACUCAUUAGUCAAGAAUGGAUGAUUUUUUUUCAUUAUUAGGCAUUCUCUAAAUACAUAAUAUGAAAUUAAUAAAAACUAUUUUAGAUC